Hydatigera taeniaeformis is the source of this 537-nucleotide messenger RNA. Lineage: Eukaryota; Metazoa; Platyhelminthes; Cestoda; Cyclophyllidea; Taeniidae. The record is from the annotation of a GenBank genome assembly.
UGUUUUCUUUUCUUCGGUCUGAAACUGGAUCAAGAGGGUUCCGAUCGGGACGCUCUGCACCAGUGGGUGCGCCUUCUGCUCCGCUUUAUGGGAAGUAAAUCACGCCGCGGAGCCCCCACUGAUGAGCUGAGAGACAAGAAGGCCCUUGCGAAGGUCCAACGGCAUUUGGCUCUUCUCCUUGGUUAUGCCGAUCAGGCCUUCAACAUCCCACCUUACAAAUUAAGGACAUCAACGGUCUUCCACGCAUUCAUCUCACACGUAGCAGAUGUCUUGGAUAGAAAUCCUCCGAUGGGCAGCUGUAUUCUGCAUCAGACACUGAUGGUUCUGCAGGUGUGCGCCUCACCGCAGCGCUACGCAAACGAUUGUCAGGCGCCAAAUUUCACGCUUCGUUUGUUGGAGCCUCAAGUUCGACACCACUGGCUGAACACGCUUAUUAUCAUUCUCUACAAGGUGGCUGUCAUUGUAUUUGAGUCGGAAAUUACCCAUGAAACACUUUUAGUAGUUUGCGAAAGAGAUAACUCACAGUUAACUGGAUAA